AUGCAUGCCUCUGCUGCCGCACCUAUGCGCCGCUGCGCGAUGAACAUGCUCUGGAACACGCAGGUCGAGAAUACCUGCGUCGUCUUCCGUCAAUGGCACAUUGGCAACAUCGGCGAGUUCAUCGCCUCGUUCAUCGCCAUUCUUCUCCUCGGGUUGCUGUUUGAAUAUCUGCGUGUUGCGCAGGUCAAGAUGGAGAAGAGGAUCGCGGCAAGGAUGGUUAAGGAGAGGGGUGUGGAACAUGCGCCGGGUACCGAAAGCCCUGGCGAGGAGGCACUGUUGCUAGCAAGAGCAUCUCGUAUGGGAGUUGCCAGAGUUCCCAUGUACUCUCGUGUUGUUCGCGCACUCCUGUACGCGUCCUCUACUGCUCUGUCUGCAUUCCUGAUGCUGGUCUUCAUGACAUACAAUGCAUAUCUUAUAUUGGCCGUUGUCAUCGGUGCGGGGCUGGGACACUUCAUCUUCGAGGCGAACAUAGAUCCAGAGGCGAUCCUCUUCGGUGUCAACACCAAAGGAGCCGUCUGCCACUAG
Molecule: messenger RNA, 525 nt
Organism: Dacryopinax primogenitus
Lineage: Eukaryota; Fungi; Basidiomycota; Dacrymycetes; Dacrymycetales; Dacrymycetaceae
Product: Ctr copper transporter
Exons: 3
Coding region: 1-525 (174 amino acids)
Biological process (GO): copper ion transmembrane transport
Cellular component (GO): membrane
Molecular function (GO): copper ion transmembrane transporter activity
Source: RefSeq, a predicted model, not a curated record